Komagataella phaffii GS115 is the source of this 300-nucleotide messenger RNA. RefSeq lists its product as hypothetical. The transcript has a single exon. The record is from RefSeq and is a predicted model, not a curated record. Bases 1 to 300 code for a protein of 99 amino acids. NCBI's taxonomy places the organism in Eukaryota, Fungi, Ascomycota, Pichiomycetes, Pichiales, Pichiaceae.
AUGUUGAGUUUUCCUGAGUUCCAGAAGACGAAGAGUAUACGUUGUCGUUCAGGAACGUUGACAACAAUUGAAUUUUUUUUGUGCGGUGCUACUGCUGCCGAUAAUUCUUUGCAAAAGUGUGAGGUACAAUUUUUAGAAACUGAGACAAUCUCCGACAAUGUCUUGUUAUUCAACAAUACUAGAGACUUGGGGUCGAAUGUAAGGAAUGCACAAUACCUCUGCGCAGAAAGCUAUUACCCCUUACGAGUUGUGCUUUCUUCAGUAUUGCACAACACUUUGUGGAUUUUUAGAUCAAGCUAA